AACAAGGUCGAAUCUAGAGAUGGGUAACUCAUUAUUUUUACAUGAGGUUGAGGGAGGACGAGGUGAGGUGCUCGCGAGGACCUCGUGAGGACCCCUCAUUUGAGGCGAGGAGUCGUACGCAAUGCAUCGCGACGCGCCGAACUCGCCGAUGGCCGAUAUUCAGUGGAAUGUCGGAGGCGAGGCGAGGGGCGGACGCGGGCGUCAAUUCCUAUAACUUGCGAUAAGGAUUUUUUCGUCUCUCUCCCACACAUCUUUUCUUUCAGUUAUUAUUUUUUGACUGCAAAAAUAAACGAAAUACGAAUCAAUGACACUAGAUUACAAAUCUAAUACUCAUGUUUUUAGGGUUCAUAAUUCAAUAUCAUAGUUAAAGUUUAGAGUUCAUAGUAUUUAUACAAUAUUUUUUCUAUAUUUUGUUUUGAUUUUGAGUAAUAAUAAUAAUAUUAGUUUACCUAUGUUGAUCUUGGAGGUGCACGUAUUUUUAUAGUUACCCAUCUCUAAUGUACUACGCAAUAAAUAAGCAGGUGGUUGUUCAUAAGAUAAAUAGAAAUAUGAACAAUGGCGAUUCACUGUCACUCGCUCACUUAGUGCAUUCAAUCGCUCGACUCAAUACUCACUCGUACUCGCGUCUAUACAUCGCGUAUUAAGUCAAUACUCAAUUUGUCAAUGUCAAUUUUCAAGUGAGGACUGAAGAGUGAAGUGAGGUGGUUCAAUGUUGAAAUUUGAGGAACUCUUUCAUUUUGCAAUCACGAGUACCUCAAACGAGGCGCCUCAUGAGUGAGGGACUCAUCUCUAGUCGAAUCACGAUUGCCUACUAAAAAUUAAAAUAAAAAGCUUCAGUUUAGCGCGGGUUCAAUUAAUUAAAGUAUCUUAUAUUAAUUUACUCUUUGAGUAUCUAUUAUCACAAAUCGUUAUUGGAUGCAACGAAGUUUGGAUAUUAUGGAAAACGCGAGCGUGUGACAUUUUUUUAUAACAAUGAACAGUGAUCAAAGUCCCGGGAGCCCUAUAGACUUGAGUGACCGUGGUGACCGUGAACAGGCUGGUCUGAUGGACCCGAUAGACCACGCUCGAGCCCGCUAUCCGUACUGCAUAGUAUGGACACCAAUACCAGUUUUAACAUGGAUCUUCCCAUUCCUGGGUCACAUGGGUAUAUGCAUGUCAAAUGGUGUGAUAAGAGACUUUGCAGGCCCCUACUUUGUGUCUGAAGAUUUGAUGGCAUUUGGCAACCCCACAAAAUAUUGGCAGCUGUCACCACACAAAGCUGUGAAUGGCCAGGCCGGGUGGGACACUGCUGUCUCAGAGGCAUCAGAUAUAUAUAAGAAAAGAAUGCAUAUCAUAUUCUAUGACAACUGCCACUCACACGUAGCUACUGCGCUGAAUAUCAUGAACUAUGGAGGCUGCAAAAACUGGAACAUGGUGAAACUGGCUCUCUACAUGAUACCUUACUCAAAAUAUGUCAG
Bicyclus anynana (squinting bush brown) is the source of this 1457-nucleotide messenger RNA. Its product is annotated as transmembrane protein 222. NCBI's taxonomy places the organism in Eukaryota, Metazoa, Arthropoda, Insecta, Lepidoptera, Nymphalidae. The record is from RefSeq and is a predicted model, not a curated record.